AUGCUGGCGCCUUUGGCAGCGCCUCUUGAUCCGCCCCCGAUUGUUGAUUGGGGUUUUGAUAGGGGUUGCCCCAGGAACUGGCAGGAUUCGCGGGCGAAGCCGAAACUGUGCGACCUCUGGAGCGACUAUCUUAGCCGUGGGAUCGGCCUCUUGCCUAAGGCGGGUGCACGGAAGGGUGAAGGCAAAACUCGAAAGGAAUUUACUGAUUCUUUUUCUAUUUCCUCUUUCAUUUCCAAAUCUCAAGUCAAGGCAUUAGCGCAUCUAUACCUGAUUAUUAGAGAAAGGGGCAAGGCAAAACCAACUCCUAAAAAGUUGCCGAAGUAUCUCGAAGAUUCUCCAUACGCCCGACAGCUGCAGAGGGGGUUCGAUUCCCGUUAUACGCGAUGUGGCAAAAAAACGGAUUCAACAAGAUAUGCCUUGCCUGCAUUAAGAUUUCAAACUUGUCGUCUACUUUUAGGAAAUGUUCGGAACAGAGAACUUACAAUAAUACAACGCCGCAUUCUCCGAAAAUUGAGAAACAAGAGGAGAUCUAUUAAGAGAAAGAUUUAUCCGAGAGAAAAUCUUAACAGUUACAUACAAUCACAAACUACACGAAAGUUGCCCCUUUUUCAUGGGGAUUUACCCAUCACAGAGACGCAUAGAGGAAAAGAACGAACUUCUUAUAUCCCUUUUCCACUCAAUCUAGAAACAAGAUCGAACGUUAUUCCGGUUCGUCUCCAUUUUAGUUCAACUCUUUCUCAAGCAAGGCAGCCGAUAAGUCAUCGAAGGGUAUGUGUGAAUAAAGGAAUGGUCCCCAUUACUCAUUUUAAAGUGUCUCACGGUGAUCUAAUAUCUUUUCAAGAAAAUGACGCGAGAAUCUGCGGUGAAGAAAUAAGGAGAUCUUUCUAUAUCGAAAUCUCAGUUGAAAAAAUCAUAGGCAAAUUCCUGGAUCACCCGGAAAGAAUGUCUAGAACUAAAACAGAAUGUUUCCACCUACUCAAAACUCAGAGGGGAUGCCGCCUACUACUAAAAUCCCAAUUUUUGCAACAGUUGCGUUCUUCUAUGCAAGAAUCAGACUUAGAAAGAAGAAAGAAGUUUGGAUCGGAUAAAGUAUGCUUAGGCAGUUCCUUCGCUGAGCACAUCCCUCACGACAUAAGAUUGAAAGAUCCAAACCUUCCUCUUCGGAGCGGAAAUGGACGUGGCCAAAACAUAUAA
Messenger RNA from Cucurbita maxima (winter squash), 1194 nucleotides. Its product is annotated as ribosomal protein S4, mitochondrial-like. Gene Ontology annotation, cellular component: small ribosomal subunit. The record is from RefSeq and is a predicted model, not a curated record. Lineage: Eukaryota; Viridiplantae; Streptophyta; Magnoliopsida; Cucurbitales; Cucurbitaceae. The transcript has 2 exons. Gene Ontology annotation, biological process: positive regulation of translational fidelity. The coding region runs from base 1 to 1194 and encodes 397 amino acids. Gene Ontology annotation, molecular function: rRNA binding; structural constituent of ribosome.